Molecule: messenger RNA, 660 nt
Organism: Raphanus sativus (radish)
Lineage: Eukaryota; Viridiplantae; Streptophyta; Magnoliopsida; Brassicales; Brassicaceae
Exons: 1
Coding region: 1-660 (219 amino acids)
Source: RefSeq, a predicted model, not a curated record
AUGUCGUUGGAAGAUGACGUACCAAUUGUGCUACCAGAAGAUGAUGACUUUAGCGCAGUAGAACGGAACAGUCAUAGCUUACUGGGUAGAUUUCUCAACCCUCCGUGUCAGAAUAUGUCAAGAAUGCUCCGUCAGAUGCCGAAGAUCUGGAAGGUGUAUGAUCGGGUUCGUGGAAUCGCCUUGACAAGGGAGAGCUUUCAGUUCAUAUUUGAACUGGAAUCGGAUAUACAAACGGUGCUGAAACAAGGUUUUUGGACCUUUGAUGAUUGGGGGAUGGCGCUUGAUAGAUGGGUGGAAUGCCCUCCCAGCAAUUUCCUACAAACUGCGCCAGUAUGGCUCAGGAUUUCUAAUAUCCCAGUUAACUAUUUCACAAUUAAAACCAUUGAUGCGGUAGCUGGGGCCAUUGGUUAUGUGAAAGAGAUUGAAUGGGACCCUGAGAAACCUCUAUUACAGAACUAUGUUAGAGUUCAAGUAGUGUUAGACCUCAACCUCCCAGUGCGUGAGAAGAAGAGCUUAACACUACCAAAAGGAGGUGGCACUGCUAUGAUAGACGUGGAGUACGAGAGGAUCAGGAAAAAGUGCUUUCACUGCUUCAGACUAUCACAUGAGAAACAAGUGUGUCCUGUCCUUAAAGGCACACGAACGGGGAACGGUAAAUGA